Messenger RNA from Gastrolobium bilobum, 1852 nucleotides. RefSeq names its product protein IQ-DOMAIN 5-like. NCBI's taxonomy places the organism in Eukaryota, Viridiplantae, Streptophyta, Magnoliopsida, Fabales, Fabaceae. The record is from RefSeq and is a predicted model, not a curated record. The transcript is spliced from 7 exons. The coding region runs from base 240 to 1550 and encodes 436 amino acids. Gene Ontology annotation, molecular function: protein binding.
UAAAAAUGGCUCAAAUCCCAUAGACAUAGAGAGAGAAAGAGAGAACUUUGAAAUCCUCUCAAAGCUGCAGAAUUUGGAUGAGAGAACCCGGUAUCUGGCUCAGUGAGUCAUGGAUCAGCUGCUAAAAGUAAAAGGGUGUCGCCUCCUGCUUUUGAUUUAGCUCUUUCUCUCUCUCUUCCCACCUUCAUCAGUUUCAGUGUUUCAGGUUUGUGCUAGAUUGAGAUAAAGUGAAUGACAUUAUGGGUGUCUCGGGGAAGUGGAUUAAAUCAUUGGUUGGUCUAAAGAAAUCAGAGAAGCCCGAGUCUUCAGAGAAGGAUAGAAAUAAAGUAGGCAAGUUUCGGCAUCGGAGAAAGCAUUUGAUCGAAAUUGACAAUAGUAAACUUCAAAAUGAGUUUGAUGAUGACGUUACUCCACCUAUUGGAGAAGCAGAUCCUCGUUCAAACCUUGAUGCCCAUUAUUCUCCUUCUACUUCACAACAAACACAGGAUGCUGCACAUAAUCAUCAAAUUAUGAGGGAAGAAAGGGCUGCAACAUGCAUUCAAACAGCAUUUCGAGGAUUUCUGGCCAGAAGAGCACUUCGAGCUUUGAAAGGAUUGGUAAGACUUCAGGCCCUUGUAAGAGGCCAUGCAGUAAGAAAACAAGCUGCGAUAACUCUCCGUUGUAUGCAAGCUUUGGUGAGGGUUCAGGCCCGUGUUCGGGCAAGGCGUGUUCGCUUGGCACUGGAAAGUGAAACAGAACAACAGAAUCUGCAGCAACAGCUUGCAAAUGAAGCUCGUGUUCGAGAAAUUGAAGAAGGUUGGUGUGACAGUGUGGGAUCUGUUGAAGAAAUUCAAGCCAAAAUAUUAAAGAGACAGGAGGCUGCAGCCAAACGUGAGAGAGCCAUGGCAUAUGCUCUGGCUCAUCAGUGGCAAGCAGGAUCAAGGCAACAAGCUCUUUCCUCUGAGUUUGAACCUGAUAAAAGUAGUUGGGGUUGGAAUUGGUUGGAAAGAUGGAUGGCUGUACGUCCAUGGGAGAAUCGCUUUCUUAACAUUAAUACCCGAGAUGGAGUAAUGGUAGACGAAAAUGGAGUAAUGGUAGACGAAAAUGGUAUCAAACCUCAGUUAAGAUCUGCUAACACAAAAUCAGUUCCAUCCAAGAUUCAUCCAAACCUUGCCUCUCAGAAAACUGGUCCCUCUCUUUCUGAUGGCUGUGAUUCUUCUUCACCUAGUAAGUCAGCAGGUUUGCUAGAGUCAUCAAACACACAGUCUGUUAAACCAAAGUCUAAUGCAAAUGUUCAAAAUCCCAUUGAAGAAGGCAACUCAAGAUCUGAAACUGGAAGAUCUCACAGUAAUCCAAAGGAGAGAACCACACAGGUAGAUAAACAGGCAAAAAAGCGAUUAUCUCUGCCUAACAAUGGGAGAGAUCCUGGGGCUCAAACAGCUAGAUAUCCUACUAGAACUAAUAUGAAUGCGACACGUGGCAGGCGAAAGUCUAUAAAGGAUAAACCUAAGCUCAAUGGAGUAGAGGUUGAGAAUCUUACUAAAUCAGUUCCACAGCCCACAGUUCUGUAGAUUCAAGUAUCCAUAGAAAAAGAAACUACUCCAUUCUCUAUUGACAUUGGUGUGUCUAGUUGUGUAAUGCAAAAGCGUUGAAGGGUUGCAACCACAAUGCACAUGUAGCAUGUUCCUACAUGAAGACGCUGAUGUGGUUUGAUUGUUGAGAUUGGCUUGGGUUAUCAUGUUUGUAAGAUUUGCCUGGCAUAGGAUACACACGUCUGUUGAAAUUAUACAUAUUUAUUGUUGUGAGUUAUGUGAUAAUGCGGUGUAUUUAUACUCAGAUGUACAACUUUUAAGAGUGCCAUUCCCUUCCGUUU